UCGAGACCCUCAGUUAUCGGAGCUCUCCCUCACUCUCUCACUCAUAAAUGGCGCUCAGAAAAGCGCUAGCCAAGCGUUCACUCGACGCCGUCAGAGUGACGUCACUGACACCAUUCUCCGUGGUCGUUCUAGGGCACCAAACCAUUGUUCCACCUAAUGCAGCCCAGGCAAACUUUCACAGGGAGUAUCUCACCUCAUCGGAGCCCGCCGAGAAAGGCUUUUUCCGGCGAUUCUUCCACCACUCAGCCACCAGGAUCCCGGAGUUCCUCUCCCUGCCUGUCGGAGAGAAGCUCCGUGAAAAGAUCAAAGGUGUGAACAGGAACGGAGAUCGGCUCCGGCUCGCCGGACUCAGCCCUCCGCCGCCGGAUCCGGCCACCGCUGACGAGUCGUUUUACGGAAUCUCCGUCAGCGAUGUGCGGAAGAUUAUGAGGCUGUCGCAGGUGGAGAAGCUGAAGGCGAAGCUGAGAGAGGUUCCGGAGAGCUCCGUUUCGUAUUCGGAGUUCCGCCGGAUCUGCGUGGAAGGUUGCGAGAGCGAAGAACAAGCAGCUGAGUUUGCGAAGCUUCUCGAUGAGUCCGGCAACGUCAUCGUUCUCGGAAAUGUUGUGUUUCUCCGGCCCGAGCAGGUUGCAAAAUCAAUGGAGAGCAUAAUUUCUCAAACCAUGGGCCUGCCAAACGAUCCAAGGAGGAGAGAACUGGACCAGCUAGAGAAGCAAAAGAAGGUAAUAGACCAAAGGGCCAGGGCCUUGGUGCAAGGUGAACUCUACGGUGGGCUGGGUUUUAUACUACUCCAGACACUUGGUGCCAUAAGGCUCACCUUUUGGGAGCUAAGUUGGGAUGUGAUGGAGCCCAUUUGCUUCUUUGUGACCUCCAUCUACUUUGCUCUGGGCUACGGCUUUUUCCUCAGGACAUCCACAGAGCCCACUUUCCAAGGGUUCUUCCAACGCCGUUUUAAGACCAAGCAGCAACGGCUCAUGGAGAUCUAUAACUUUGAUGUUCGAAAGUACAACCAGCUCCGGAAAGUGUUUUAUCCGAAUUCCGAUCAACUGGCGUCUUUAGAUUAUGUAGAAACAACCCUUGUUGGUGCUUUACAUCGAUGAUGAGUGGUGUUUAUGUCCUAGAAGACUCUAGCUAAUUAGUUAAUAAUCUUUAGCACAUACAAGAAAGUAGAAGAGAAUCUUGGUUGCAAUAUUGGUCGUUUAUCAAAAGACAACCAGUUGUUUCGUUUGCAAAUCUCUUAUCUCCAUGAUGCUAGUACGAAUUGAACAUAUGACAUGCACGGUAUUUGUUAUACACAUCAAAUGGAAAGGUUUGAAGCCCUUACGA
Molecule: messenger RNA, 1323 nt
Organism: Rosa rugosa (rugosa rose)
Lineage: Eukaryota; Viridiplantae; Streptophyta; Magnoliopsida; Rosales; Rosaceae
Product: calcium uniporter protein 4, mitochondrial
Exons: 2
Coding region: 48-1097 (349 amino acids)
Biological process (GO): mitochondrial calcium ion homeostasis; calcium import into the mitochondrion
Cellular component (GO): uniplex complex; mitochondrial inner membrane
Molecular function (GO): uniporter activity; calcium channel activity
Source: RefSeq, a predicted model, not a curated record